Parascedosporium putredinis is the source of this 645-nucleotide messenger RNA. The record is from the annotation of a GenBank genome assembly. Lineage: Eukaryota; Fungi; Ascomycota; Sordariomycetes; Microascales; Microascaceae.
AUGCGCACUUCCAUGCUCAAGGCGACCAAGACCAUCACCAAUAGCAAGGUCAUCGAGGUCAAGGCCGGCCAGACCUUUGACGGUGCCUGGGCCCGCUACGACCGCGGCUCCGGCGCUUGCAACGAGCAGGCCGAGGGCGGCGACGCUGAUGCCGUCUUCCUCCUCCGCAAGGGCGCCACCCUCAAGAACGUCAUCAUUGGCAAGAACCAGGCCGAGGGUGUCCACUGCGAUGGUGCCUGCACGCUCGAGUUCGUCUGGUUCGAGGAUGUCUGCGAGGAUGCCAUCACCGUGAAGAACGAUGCCGCCGGCGACCACACCUGGAUCAUUGGCGGUGGUGCUUACCACGCCUCGGACAAGGUCGUCCAGCACAACGGUUGCGGUACCGUCAACAUUAUCAACUUCUACGCCGAGGACUACGGCAAGCUCUACCGCUCGUGCGGAAACUGCAGCAAGCAGUGCAAGCGCAACGUCUACGUCGAGGGCACCACCACCAAGAACGGCGGCGAGCUCGUCGGCAUCAACUCCAACUACGGCGACACUGCUACCCUCAAGAACGUCUGCACCGACGCCAAGACUCGCUGCCAGAUGUACACUGGAUGCGCCGGUGGCUGCGAGCCCAAGAAGGCUGGUGUCUGCUCUGGUUAA